Molecule: messenger RNA, 3443 nt
Organism: Diorhabda sublineata
Lineage: Eukaryota; Metazoa; Arthropoda; Insecta; Coleoptera; Chrysomelidae
Product: synaptic vesicle membrane protein VAT-1 homolog-like
Exons: 7
Coding region: 1224-2615 (463 amino acids)
Molecular function (GO): oxidoreductase activity
Source: RefSeq, a predicted model, not a curated record
UGAUGUAUUAAUUGUAAGGUUAGCUAGUAGUUUUUCACUCACCACGUUGUGUUAUAUUUUUGACCAAAAAUCAAUAAACCUUUUAUUUGGAGGAUGUUUUAAUCUAGUGACAACCUAAAACCGUGACGGGUUCUUAACAGAUGUCACUCCAUCUUUUCCUAGGUCUUCCAAGGCUUCUUUGUCCUGCUGUUGAUUUGUCCCUUGAUAUUUUCACAAUUCGUUCUUCCAAUCAUUGAUUUGAAAUAAUAAAUUCACAUUAUAUUCUCUUUAUACAUGGAAAAUGAGAUAAGUAAUUAUUUUUAUGUUGUAUAAUAAUUGCUAAAAUCUGAUCUCCGUAAUUUGUACGGACUGUCAAUACUACAAAUUAAUUUUGGAUCACCCCGUAUUAUAAAUUUUAACUAGUUCUAUCAAUAGUAAAUAUUGAAUGUGCCCCUUCGUCACCUUGCGUCCUAGAUGCAUCUCUAGUAUACCUUAACGAUAAUUCGCCUCUAAUAUAAUAUGCAUAUUAAGUACAGUGUGCUACUAAAAACAUGCGUCCUUACCUUGAAAUUACGCUACAGUUGCACAUUACUCGUAUAUGUAGUUCAAUAACAUUCAACAAAAUGUAGUCUGUUACAGAAAUAAUUACUCAUAUUCCUAAAAAAAGGGUUAAAGAGCAAAUUUAAAAAUUAAGGAUGAAGCAAGAAUUAAUUUGUGUUUCCAGUAUUAAUUACAUGUCAUUUGGUUAGCAGUGAUCCUGACAAGACAAUAGAAGAGCAAAUUGAAUUUAAGCUAAUAGUUUCUUACCAUAAUAGACUUAUUUUUACAUUAUUAUGUAAUUUAUUAGUUAUUUUUAAUUGAUCAAAUUAAAGCCAAAACAGUUUAAUUGUAAGUUCAGUUUUCUUUGAUUUCUUUGUCAUAAGAAUUAAUAUAAUAAGGUUUAUUUAAAGAAAUAUAAACUAUUAAACAUUUCUACUACGGACCUGCACGAUUUUUCCCAACGCACUCCCACAGCUACCGUGACUAUGCGACGCAUGUUAAGGGUUGUUUUAUUUUAUUUGGUAAUUGCGCUUGCGCAUCCGCAAGACGCGCCCUAUAGAUUACAGCCCAGUCGAGGCCAGACCGAGAGCACCUGUUACAUUUGCCAUUUACACGCCAGGGAGGACGGUACGACCGAAGGCAGAAUAAAUCGUAAUCAAGUGGCAUAAAAUUAUCAGUUAUUCGCGUGUGAAAUAAAAUUUAACAUGUCUGAGCAAGAAGCAUCUACUAACGCUACCAUUGAAGAACCAAAAACUGAAAAAAAGGAAAACGCCUCUGAAGAAGCGAAAGAUGUGAAAGAAAAUGGAAACGGGGAAGUCGAACCUGUUGCCGAGAAUGAAAAAGAAGCCCCGAAAGAAAUGAGAGCUGUUGUUUUAACUGGAUUUGGUGGCUUGAAAUCUGUCAAGAUUCUGAAGAAACCAGAGCCAACUGUAAACGAAGGCGAAGUUUUAAUCAGAGUCAAAGCAUGUGGGUUGAAUUUCCAAGACUUGAUGGUUCGCCAAGGAGCCAUCGAUUCUCCUCCAAAAUGUCCAUUUAUCUUAGGUUUUGAAUGCGCUGGUGAGAUCGAACAAGUAGGGGAAGGAGUGGAAAACUUAGUGGUUGGAGACAACGUUGUAGCUUUACCAGAAUAUAGAGCCUGGGCCGAAUUAGUAUCGGUACCAGCAAAAUAUGUGUACAAAUUACCUAAUGGUGUGUCCUAUUUGGACGCUGUUACCAUCACAAUGAAUUAUACAGUGGCCUAUAUUUUACUCUUUGAGCUUUCUGGUUUAACUCAGGGGAAAUCCAUACUGGUGCACUCAGUAGGAGGGGGAGUGGGUCAAGCCAUUGUCCAACUAGCAAAGACCAUUCCAGAUGUAACAAUUUUCGGAGUAUGCUCCAAAGGUAAACAUGAAGCGUUGAAAGCCGCCGAAUCACCCAUCGAUCAUCUAUUAGAAAGAGGAUCCGAUUAUACCAGUGAAGUCAGGAAAAUAUCUCCCGAAGGCGUAGAUAUUGUUUUAGAUUGUUUAUGUGGAGAAGAAUGCAACAAGGGUUACAAUUUGCUCAAGCCUAUGGGUAGAUACAUUCUCUAUGGUUCAUCCAACGUUGUCACGGGUGAGACCAAAAGCUUCUUUAGCGCUGCUAGAUCGUGGUGGCAAGUCGACAAAAUCUCUCCAUUGAAACUGUUUGAUGAGAAUCGUACUCUAUCUGGUUUCAAUUUAAGACGUUUAAUGUAUAAUCAACAUGGACAUGAGCAUGUACAUCAGACUGUACAAAAAGUUUUCGAAUUGUUUAAGGAUAAAAAGAUCAAGCCCCUAUUAGAUUCAACCUGGGCAUUAGAAGACGUUGCUGAGGCUAUGCAGAAAAUGCACGAUCGUAAAAACGUAGGAAAAGUCAUCCUGGAUCCAAGUAUGGAACCAAAACCGAAACCAGCAACUCCUGCAAAAGGAAAAAGUAAAGAGGACAAAAAGAAACAGUCCUCUGAAGAAAAGAAGGAACCAGAGGAGAAGAAAGAAGAACCAGCCAAGGAAGAGAAAAAAGAAGACAAGAAGGAGGAACCUGUUACUAACGUUGAUUCAGAAGGGAAUUCUGCAGAAUCCAAGAAGGAGCCUUCAAGUUGAAUUGCUACUUAUAUACAGAAGCUAUCUUCAAAAAUUAAAUAUAUGCUUACAUUUUUGAAAAUUUUUAUCCAUAGUUUAUAAUUUUUUUAUUAUGAGAAUAUUGAAUGCGACGGACAAACAAAAGAUCUCAAAUAUGUUACAAUAACGAUUUUAAACUGUACUUUUAAGGAAAAACUGUGUUAUUUUUAUCUUAAGUAUCAUGUCUAAGACCAAUAAUGACUAUAUCAAUUAUUUUUAUAAUUGUUUUCACAUAAAAAUGGUGCUCAUUUUUCCAGUAGAUUUGAGAAAUCUUUUUGAUCCAGCUUUUAAAGACACAUAUCUGUGUACCAAGACCAAAAAAAUAUGUAGCAUUUUUGUAACAAAUUAUUUUUCCAAUCUAAUUCACUUUUUAUCAUAGUUCUAGAAAAGGACAAGUGAAAUGUAAAAAAAGUAGUGUUGUCCGGUAUUUUUGCUAUUCAAGCUGUUGAACGUUUUCUAUGCAUAUCAAAACGCAAGAAAUUAUUCACAUUUUCACUCAUUUUGUAUCAAUUAAUUUGUAAAUUGUAAUAGUAGAGCAGUUGCUUAUGAGAUUAUUUUUAAUUAAUUGUCCAAAUGUAUUUUUAUAUAUAAUUGUGUUUUAUUUUUAAAAUGUUUUUAUAUUAUGUUAAGUCUUUGGAAACAUUCAAAUUAGAUUGAUUCUAACUUGAAUAAUUGCCAAUUUAAUAAACAUACCAUUUAAAAGUGUGUUAAUAUGCUAAAAAAUGCUUAAAUAUUUAUGUAAAUGUAAGACUGAUGUGUUAUUGCUAAAGCUAUUAUUUAGAUGGCCGUAAAAUAAAAAUGUAUAAAUGC